CCAUACCGUUUCUCCUCUAGAAAACCUAACCAAGAACUUUACCAUCGUCACUGCCGCCGCCAACCAUUUUUGUGCCCUGGAGAGUUUUCUCUAUUCAUUAUCAGAGGUAUUCGAAGGACUGGAACGGACUGAAACGAGACCAACCCUAGUCGUCUAUAACUUGGGCGGGAUGACCAACGAACAGCUGGCUCAACUACAGUACCUCAAAGACAACCAAUAUAUUGAUGAGUACAAGGAUUUCGAUUACGAUCAAUACCCAGCCUUUUGGGACAUCAACGUUGCCCGUGGAGAGUACGGUUGGAAGGCUGGGAUCAUCAAGGAAGUUGCAGACAAGUACCGGGGAUUGUUACUCUGGUUAGACUCGGGAAAUAUGCUCGCCCUGGAUUUAUCACUUUAUGAACAAAAAAACGAUAAAAUACAUACAACCAUAAUAUAUACAUCUAUACAUAUACACAUUUACAAUGUCUGCUCAUAAGAAUACUCCUUCCUCCUCCGAUCCAAAAUUCAAAUCACUUACAAUCCAUAUUGCCACGGAUCAUGUUGGCCCCCAUGGCAUGCCUCUUGUCUAUGGCUCUACACCAGACAAGGUUGGAGUUAUCAAGGGCACAGUCAAGUUCGCAACCAACUAUGAUUGUCGUGGUCGUGAUAUUGUCAUCAUGUACGAAGCAAAAGCAGAGGCCCAAUGGACAGCAUUAGAAAACAAAAAAGUUGUUAACCAUCAUACGGAAGAGAUUCUAGGUCACCAAAUCUGGCAUUUCCCACUUGAGCAUACCAAGCCUGGAGGAUUUACAGUAAUUGCUGGUGAUUAUGAAAAAGAGUUUGAAGUCCCUCUGAUCCACCCUUUGGCCCUGACCAGACCAUCAGCCCCAUUACUGCCUGGUUCUGUCAAGGCACCAUUCGGCUCUACCGCAACACAUAUAGCACCUGUUCCUCAAUCCCCAGCUCUGUUGCUACCAUCCAGCAGUUAUAGUCCUAAUGCAAAGAUAAAAUACACCAUCCGUGCCAUCCUUCACAGACCAUUCCCCUGUAUCAGUGACAUUGAAGCCUCGCAGGAAGUUUGGGUAUUACAAUCCUGCUUAGCCCCUGCUUCACCACCAUCUCCGCCAAAAUCCCCCUUGCAUUCCCCUGCAUCACCUCGUUCGCCACACUAUCCUAACAAGGAGGAAAGAAACAAUGGGAUUGAGAAGGCUACUGAUCAACCAUCACCAUCACCCGAUCUCCAGACACAAUCAUCGAAACAAUCAUCCCCAGCCUCAUCUGUCCUGACAUCCCCAUUCAAUUCUCUGACCGUGCCUACGAAGGCUAUCAAAUCGGCCCUCAAUAUGCUCCCGACUAUUGAUCUCUCGCGUCCAAAACAACUGCUGAGCUUCUCGAUCCCCCCAUUGUCGCCCAAACCUAACCCGCCACCUUCUCCUCCCGAAACGGACAGAGAAAAGGCCUCGACCGAAGGCUCGAAUGGUGAUGCAAAGGCUAGUAGUUUGGUUGCAUCUCCGACUGCAGAGGUGUCACGACCCCAAAACUCUGUACUACCAUUGUCCCCUAGCACAUCUGUUUCGUCGUCAUCAUCACGAUAUGACGAACCCGAGUCUGAGGAUUCGAUGUCGGAUGAUGAGAAUUCGGCCAACUAUACAGGAGUGUGGGAGCCCUUUGGGAUGGCUUACUCUUGCUCGAUCCCUUCAGAAACAGUGCAUCUUGGACAGACCGUUCCUCUGACGAUCCGGUUCAAGCCAAAUAGGCGUAAUCAUCGAAGGAGACAUGAUGGGAAGUCUAACAAGUUUGGAUCUGGAUCGACAGCGGAUCAGGAGAGCAGUGGCAAUGGUUCGGCUCUACCAUCGAAUGAUUCGACGUUCCCCCAAGGACCGCGGUUUGUGGUUAAGAAGGGGAUUGUGAGGGUGGUUGAGCACACGUUACUUCGGGAGGUCACGGUGUUGCCGACGACACCCAAGCUGAAGAAGUUGUCAUCGCCAAAGUCCACGAGCUCAUUAAGGUCUCCUAGGAUGAGUCAAGAGUCCGUUGGCACGAAAAAGCAGCGACAUCAACAGCAGCAGCAGGAGCAACCAGGACAGCUACAUAAUCAACAAGAUGGACAAUCCGUUACUUAUGAGCAACCGACGACAACGACAACGGCUGAGGAUGGAGGGGCCAAUAAAUUGCGGACGAAAGCGGGGUUGAAUAAGAAGUCGAGUCUACCACAGAUGUAUCAGGAGAAGACGUAUAAUGGAAGCCAUUCUCAUCUGUAUGAUCUCUUACAGGAUGAGGCCCGUCAACCUCAUCAACAACACUCCAGGUAUCUUUCAAGCAAGGAGUUGACGACGCAACACCAACAGGAACAACAACAACAACAACAGCAGCAGCAGUCUCGGCAGAAUGAAUCUCUGGAAACUAGACGCAACUUUUUUUUCAAGCCAAAGCGACAUAGCGUAGACUUUACUCUUCAACAAAAGUAUGAGCGCUCUUCUCGGGAAGGACAAAACAAUAACAAUAGUAUCAACGUUAGCAAAAAUCAUUCGGGUUCGAAUUCGAAUGCUCGGAUUAUCAAUAGCAUUGAGGCAAAGUUUAAGACGGAUGUAGUGACACUUUAUUUGACUAUGCACCUGCAGAAGCGAGAGAAACAAUACCAGCGCAGUCUUUACAGAGCAACAGUAAAGGAUGAAGGCAAAGGAAAGCAUGCAGAGGGAUUGUCUGAAGAAGAAGAUAAUGAAGAUGAAGAUGAAGAUGAGGAUGAAGAUGAAGAUGAAAAUGUUCGAGAGCGUCGACAUCAGGAACGUUGUUCAGAUCUGGAGAGAGGAAUAUGGCAGACAACGGUUCCCGAUACGACUUCCGGGUCCUGCUGAACUAGCGACGUUUACGGAGACGAAGCAUAUUGCCAAAAGACAUAAGCUCCAAUUGAUUCUUCUGUGUGGACUGGUUCAACAGGAUGGAGAGGUAGCCGUUCCGGCGAACAUCACUCCACCUGGAGUGAACAAAGAGUUUAGACUUGAGAUGGAUCUUCAUGUCACUGGACCUCGUGCACCUUUGUAAAAAGCAAACCUUGACUGGUUGCACACCACACACAAUAUAUAUUUAUACAUUUACAUAUAAUAUAUA
Molecule: messenger RNA, 3087 nt
Organism: Lobosporangium transversale
Lineage: Eukaryota; Fungi; Mortierellomycota; Mortierellomycetes; Mortierellales; Mortierellaceae
Exons: 3
Coding region: 462-2834 (790 amino acids)
Source: RefSeq, a predicted model, not a curated record